Messenger RNA from Xenopus tropicalis (tropical clawed frog), 5380 nucleotides. RefSeq names its product macrophage stimulating 1 receptor (gene mst1r). NCBI's taxonomy places the organism in Eukaryota, Metazoa, Chordata, Amphibia, Anura, Pipidae. Bases 463 to 4569 code for a protein of 1368 amino acids. The record is from RefSeq and is a predicted model, not a curated record. The transcript is spliced from 22 exons.
GAUUAACAACAAACUUCUCCAGCACCGGCCUCAAGCAAAAUGCCUAUCCCAUGCUGGAUUAGACAACGGGGCUGUAUCCUAAACUCACAAUUAAUUGUGGCUGAUUAGCAACUUGCAGUGCACAGUGACACACAGAAGGAAUAACAAUAACGCAUAUUUCAUAAGUCAUGUAGUAAAAAGAAAAAGCUACACUAAAGGAAAAGUAAAGCAUUCUUGCAAUUAACUGUACCCUUAUGAUUUAGUGUGGAGAGGUAUUCAGGAUUUAAAAAAAAGCAGGACUGGAUCAUUAUCUCCCUUGUGAUAUGGGAUUAAGUGGCAUCUCUAAAAACCUGAAAUGUGAUGUUUGCAGAGGAGCCCAUUUACAUGUACCACUACCAGUAUAACCCACGUCAGCCCCUAGAUAUGGAUGCACUGAGGUGAAGAGUCAUUGUAUUUCAGGUUCUGUACAUUUCCCAGCCCAGAAUGGGCACCCUCUGCACAGCGCUGCUGUCUUUGCUGCUCUUGCCAACCAUCACGACAUCUCAGUGUCCGAGCCUGCCCCCUAGCUUGACUCUGGACACGAAGGUCCGGUACCAGUUUCCAAAUUUCACAGCUUCUCGACCCAUCCAGAACCUGGUUAGCUUUGAGGACUCGCUUUUCCUGACCACUACCAAUCACUUGUAUGUUCUCAAAGGCAAUGAACUUCAUUUGUUACAAAACAUCACCACUGGUCCUACUGACUCCCAGUGUACUCUCUGCUCCAAAUGCCAAUUGGGAGAAGCUUUACCAAAGCAGCCCGAAGAUACUGUGAGCCAAGUCUUGGCAGUAGAUCCAGAGGAAAGUGUUAUAUACAGCUGUGGAUCCUCUCUGCAUGGCCUUUGCUACAUGCACAUAAUUGCAUCCUCAAAGAUUGUUGAAUCUGAGUGCCUUUUCAGGCAGAGUGGAAACAGUGCCUCUUCAUGCCCAGACUGCAUAGCAAGCCCCCUUGGAACAUUGCUAUCAGUAGUGACACAAAGCAGGGGAGUGUAUUUUUAUACAGCAUCAUCACUGGAUUCCCGCAUUGCUGAGAGUUACAGCCCAACAUCAAUAUCUAUAAGGCGCCUCCUUGGCUCUCAAGAUGGCUUUUCCCCUGGCUUCCAUUCACUGUCAGUGUUAGAGUCAUACAGGGACUCUUACCCCAUCCAUUAUGUGCACACCUUUGUUAGUGGAUCAUAUGUUUAUUUCCUGACUGUCCAGCCUGAACACCCACUUUCCAACACCUAUCAUAGCAGGGUGGUGCGUCUCAGCAAGAAUGAAGAGGAAAUGCGAAGUUACCGAGAACUGAUUCUAGAAUGUCGCCUUGAGCCUAAGCGAAGAAGAAGAAGACGAAGAGCAGAGCCUAAAAUUUUCAAUGUUUUAAAGGCAGCGCAUGUUGCCACUGUAGGGAGCACACUAGCUGGGGAACUGGACAUAAGCGAGAAGGACCCAGUGCUCUUUGCUGUUUUUGCUCAGAGUGAGCCAAAGAGUGCACAACCCCGCUACAAUUCUGCAGUCUGUGCCUUCCCUCUUCGCUUAAUUGAUCUCUCUAUUGAAGAUGGGAUGAAUGCAUGCUGCUCCAACACAAAUUCUGUGAGGUUGACGAGGGGGCUCAAUUUCUUCCAACCAGAGAUGGACUGUCCCCAAAAAGACAACCAGUCUGACACAAGCUGCAAGAAUGUGCCCACGUUAGUCUUGCCUCCUUUACGACGUGUUGAUAUAUUCAAUGGGCAGUUGGACGGGGUACUUCUCACCUCUGUCUAUGUUAGUCCUCAGGAAGAUUUAACCAUUGGCUUCCUUGGUACUUCUGCUGGAAGGCUGCUGCAGGUGGUCCUGCAGCGCAACAGUAACCCCCGCACUCUGUCAAACUUCUCUAUAAGUGAUAACUAUCCUGUAUCACGCGAGGUCACCCAGAUUGGAGACAGCCUCUUUUUUGUCACUGGAAACCAGGUGACCAAAGUCAAUAUCACAGGCCCGGGAUGCCGCCACUUCCUCACCUGCAGCAGAUGCCUACGUGCCCCUCGCUUUAUGGGUUGCAGUUGGUGUAAAAAUGUCUGCUGUCAGCAGGGAGAAUGUGAGGGAGAGUGUGCUCAGAAUACCUGUCUUCCUGCAAUUACUGACUUUUAUCCCAAGACAGCACCAUUACGUGGGAACACGAAUAUCACCCUGUGUGGCCGAGACUUCCAGUCCAGUGUUGUGUAUAAUGCCCCUCCAAAGGCAAAGAUCACAGCAGGGACUCACAGAGUGAGCGUGGGACCUCGCACGUGUAUUGUUAACCCCGGAAAGAGCAAUAGUACAAGUUUGGUUUGCACAUUGCAGACGGAGGGGCUUCCUGACACUGCAUCAACAGCAGAUAUUGCCUUAACUAUUGAUGAGAACCUAACGGGGACCCCUUACUACAUAAAAGGAACCAUAUCUGCUGCAGGCUUUAACUUUGUGGAACCAGCUAUUACCUCUAUUGAACCCAACUUUGGGCCCCUGGCUGGAGGUACCAUGUUGACACUAAAAGGGCAGAAUCUGAGAUCUGGCGAGACUCAGAGGGUUUUCAUUAGCGGCGCUGAGUGCAUGAUCAGUGGGUCCCUGUGCCCAGCAGAGGUCCUGUGCUGUGUGUCUCCCAGAUCCCUCUCUCUCGGACCUUUAAAUGUCUCUGCUCUGUUGGAUGGAGCUGAGAUUUCUUCCCCAGCACAAUUCCAAUACAAGCCGGACCCACUUGUCUCUGUCAUCAGACCUAACUGCAGCCUGGCAAGUGGCACUCGCCUCACUAUACAGGGAUCAAACCUGGAUUCUGUCUCCAGCAUCAAAAUCUCGUACAGUGGUCAAAAGACGGUCAGUUCGGAUUGCCAAGGGACCUUUUCCUCUGACCGUAUUGUGUGUCGUUCUCCAGAAUACCCUUAUUUUGGCAGACCUGGAAACUUGACCUUGGCUCUUGAUGCUGUUAAUUAUAUAUACCCUUAUCGGUUCCGAUAUCUCCAGAACUAUGUCAUUCACCCAUUCCGUCCAAAAGAUCCAGAUGGGGGAAUCUUGAAGCUAAAGAAGGGCGAAGAUGAAAUCGAGACACAUCAAGAGAACUUGGAACAGGUGGCCACAUGUUUGAAAGUCUCCAUGACAGUUGGUGGAAGAGAGUGCAACCCUACUGUGCUGAAGAAUGAGAUCACCUGCAGAAUUCCCAAAGGCAUGGUUAUUCCCUCUGAAGGCUCCAUAGUGCAGGUUUGCGUGGAUGACGAUUGCACCACUGUGGGACUUGUGAUGAUUGUGAACAUGCUCGAUCCAGUGCUAGGCAUUGUACUUGGCAGCGUUGCCUCGGUCUUGGUGGUCGCAGUUCUCAUCUUCUUGCUUCUCAAACAUCAAAGAAAAAAGAAAAAGAAGCCAGCUGUGGAGGCACUGGAGCUGCUAUCAAAUAAUAACAGAGAACCUGUCUUGUCCCCAAUUUCCCUUCUUCAUGUAGACUACAGGACAUCAUAUAUACCCAGUAGCAACUCUGGAGGGAUGCUGUCCCACGGUGCAGGUUAUUCCGGAGGCAGUCUUGGUGGGGGCUCCAUGCCCAUCCUACUUACUAGUUUGCUUGACAGUCUGAGACCAGAACUGCUUGAGGAGGUCAAAGAUGUUCUGAUUCCAGAGAGAUGUCUGACAACUCAUCGGGACAGGAUUAUUGGAAAAGGUCACUUCGGGAGUGUUUACCAUGGCACCUAUGUGGAUGAAGAUCAGCAGGAGGUGCACUGUGCUGUCAAAUCUCUAAACAGAAUCACAGAUUUGGAGGAGGUGGAGGAGUUUCUUCGGGAAGGAAUUUUAAUGAAGAGCUUCCACCAUCCAAAUGUACUAUCCCUCAUUGGCAUUUUUUUGCCCCAGGAAGGGCUCCCCCUUGUGGUCCUUCCAUUUAUGAAACAUGGCGACCUGAGACAUUUCAUCCGCUGUCAGGAGAGGAAUCCAACAGUAAAAGACCUGGUUGGAUUUGGGCUGCAAGUUUCCCGGGGAAUGGAAUACUUGGCUAAUAGGAAGUUUGUACACAGAGACCUUGCUGCUCGCAACUGCAUGCUGGAUGAGACAUUCCAUGUGAAGGUGGCUGACUUUGGCCUGGCAAGAGAUGUGUUUGACAAGGAAUAUUACAGUGUCAGACGCCACAAGAACGCCAGAUUGCCUGUUAAGUGGAUGGCUCUGGAGAGUCUACAGACCCAAAAAUUUACCACUAAGAGUGAUGUGUGGUCAUUUGGAGUGCUGCUGUGGGAGCUGAUGACACGAGGAGCACCGCCGUAUCCUGAUGUAGAUCCCUACGAUAUUACUCGAUACUUGUUCCGAGGAAGGCGUCUGGCACAACCAGAAUACUGUCCUGACCCACUGUAUUCUCUUAUGCUGAGCUGCUGGAACCCACAGCCGGAGGAGCGACCAACAUUUACCCAGCUGGUCGGGGACAUGGAAGUGAUCUCCAAUUCCCUUUGUGGGGAUCACUAUAUCAAUCUUAAUGUUACCUACGUCAACUUAGAUCGCGACCAGCCUUUUCCACCCACUCACCCACCCUCGGAAGAUGAGUUGGAAGAGGAAAAUUCAUCAACAGAGGAAGAGGAGAACCCUAUAGCAUAACCCUUAGUGAUCACUAAAUCUAUAUUGCAGAAGGAGGGGGACCACUGAUUAUUCAGACAAAUCUCAGAGUUGAGCAAAUAACAAUGCUUAUUAUGGCCAAGUCCAGUCAUACUGGAUCUAUUUGCCAACCAUAAGUGAACUUUAUAGCUUUAAUUUGCACGGAUCCACUGAAGAUAUUGAAUAUGUAUAUUUCUGGAUUCUCUAGUCUUUUUAUCUUCAGACAUUUACAAUCUUACAUCAAUAUUGUAUCAUUAUGCUGGUCUACAGCGGAAUUUAAACAGGGUACGUGAUGACUUAAAGUGAAAUUAUGAUUCCCAUGCUUCUCUUUGGCAUCCAUGCUCGGUCUGGAGCACUUCCCAGGCAACAAUGGCUCACGUACAGUGCAGUGCAACCAAGCUUCAAAGACAUUCAUUCCAAAAUAACCUUAUGCAGACACUGAAAUGUUACGCGAGUGGCUCAUAUCAAAGGCAAAGACCCCCUCCGCCGUGUACGCUCUAGAACACACUGGAUGGGGCCUGGCUCUUUGAUAAUACUUGAAUUGUAUAUGACUGUAUAUUUUGUGAAUAAUUUUGUCAUUAUCUAUGUGUUAGUGUAUAUAUGUUUGCGUGUGUCUGCGUUGGUGUCAGCUAGUGUGUAUAUAUGCAUGUGACCGCAUGUUGGUAUGUACAUGUGUUUAGGAUGCGGUUUACGAGGGGAUUUUGUUUUUUUAUGGAGAUAUAUUUUUGUGACCCUGACAGAUUGAAUCAUUUCCUGUACAGAUUAUUUGGGGAAUGGAAGAUGUGUAAAAUAAACAGAAUGUUUUUAUCAUAAA